This is a messenger RNA of Ochotona curzoniae (black-lipped pika), 2620 nucleotides long. RefSeq names its product DCN1-like protein 3. The transcript has 2 exons. Gene Ontology annotation, molecular function: cullin family protein binding; ubiquitin conjugating enzyme binding; ubiquitin-like protein binding. Gene Ontology annotation, biological process: protein neddylation; positive regulation of ubiquitin-protein transferase activity. Lineage: Eukaryota; Metazoa; Chordata; Mammalia; Lagomorpha; Ochotonidae. The coding region runs from base 572 to 1486 and encodes 304 amino acids. The record is from RefSeq and is a predicted model, not a curated record. Gene Ontology annotation, cellular component: ubiquitin ligase complex.
GUUUUAGGUAUGGUCACCCUCUCUCCCUACUAAUCCUAUGGAAAAAGAAAAUCUGAGCAUGUUGGUGGCAUUAGGAACCAGAAAAUAAACCUGAUAUUUAUACUUUCUGGCUUAACCCAGGCCCACAUAACUUUUUUACCUGAUGGUGAAUUUGGCAAGACAGAUUUCCUGUCCGAACUGUAGCCUUUGAUGUGUUCUGCACAUGAAUCAGCUUCUUUGUAACCUAGGUUACCUUAAGAAUUUUAGGAAUUUCCCAUAUUGUUUCUCCAUAUGUGCCCAAGCCACUGCAUUUCCAAAGCAAUUUAUGGAGCUGGCUCAUGGGGGAGGUGAUGAUGAGCUCAGCCAUUGCUUUUCAUUCACUCAUUGAAAUGAACUGUAUGAAACUCCCUGUAUGCAGCCCCCAGGGGUGGUACCUAUGCCCUCUCUCCCAUGUUCAAGAAGUGACUGCUGUCCAAUUUCUUUGCAGGUUGGCUGGCUCCUCUGGCUGAUGGCAUGUUGAAGUACAUGGGCCAGCGGCAGCGAGGGUAUCCAAUCCAGAGGGGGCCACUUUAGAGGCCAGGCCAUCAGCACCAUGGGCCAGUGUGUCACCAAGUGCAAGAAUCCCUCAUCAACCUUGGGGAGUAAGAAUGGAGACCGGGACUCCAGCAGCAAAUCACACAGCAGGCGAGGUGCAGGCCACCGUGAGGAACAGGUGCCACCCUGUGGCAAGCCAGGUGGGGACAUCGUCGUCAAUGGGACCAAGAAGGCAGAGGCUGCCACUGAGGUCUGCCAGCUGCCAACGUCCUCGGGAGAUGCUGGGAGAGAGUCCAAGUCCAAUGCGGAGGAGUCUUCCCUGCAGAGGUUGGAAGAACUGUUUAGGCGCUACAAGGACGAGCGGGAGGAUGCAAUUUUGGAGGAAGGCAUGGAGCGCUUUUGCAAUGACUUAUGUGUUGACCCCACGGAAUUUAGAGUGCUGCUUUUGGCCUGGAAGUUCCAGGCUGCUACCAUGUGCAAAUUCACCAGGAAGGAGUUUUUCGAUGGCUGCAAGGCAAUAAGUGCAGACAGCAUUGAUGGUAUCUGUGCACGGUUCCCUAGCCUCUUAACAGAAGCCAAACAGGAGGAUAAAUUCAAGGAUCUCUACCGGUUUACAUUUCAGUUUGGCCUGGACUCCGAAGAAGGGCAGCGGUCGCUGCAUCGGGAAAUAGCCAUUGCCCUGUGGAAACUAGUCUUCACUCAGAACAACCCUCCAGUAUUGGACCAGUGGCUAAACUUCCUCACCGAGAACCCCUCGGGGAUCAAGGGCAUCUCCCGGGACACUUGGAACAUGUUCCUUAACUUCACUCAGGUGAUUGGCCCCGACCUCAGCAACUACAGUGAGGAUGAGGCCUGGCCAAGUCUCUUCGAUACCUUUGUGGAGUGGGAAAUGGAGCGGAGGAAAAGAGAAGGGGAAGGGAGAGGCGCGCUCAGCUCAGGGCCCGAGAGCUUGUGUCCCGGGGAGCAGACUUAGUGGCUCUGUCCCCCGGGGCAGCAGCAAGGAUCUGCCUGCUGCCCUGCAGCCAACCAAGGAAUUGGACCUUUCUGGAAAUUACUGAAGAUCCGGAUAUUUUCUACUUUACACCUUUCUCUGCCUUGUAUCUGAAAGGGCUCUAAAAUGCUGUAUCAUGUUUUAGGCACUUUCUUCAUUUUUUGGUUAUUUUGGUUAUUUCUUUUUUUGGGGGGUGGGUAAUCCUCCCGCCCAAAUAUUUGAACCUGGCUAUUUGUUGUGUAUCUUUUUUUGAAGCCUUCAGAUAGAAUAAGCCUGCCAUUUCUUGCACAAAUUGAAUUUUUUUUUUGGUGGGGGCGGGCAUAGAGCCGGAUGGGGGGAAUGGGACCGUUCGGUUGAAUUAACAAGACAAAAUGAUACAGUGCCAGAUCUCAGUUUUGCAUAUUGUUUUUUCAGGGCAGGUCUGUACUGUGUGUAGUGCUGUUUACAUGGUUGAAUUUAGGUUAUGAUAAUUAUUUUUUUUAAAGAUUUACACAGAUUGGAGUAGCAGUGUUAACUGUUAACCACAUUGCAUUAACUCCCAGACAAGAUCAGAGCUCUUGGGGAGCGGAGCGUUUGUGGAGCCUGGUGACAACUCCCCCUGUAAGCGCAUUUAUCCAAAACCUUCAUUGCCCUCACUUCUUGCUCAUUCCUUCUUGUAACCUAUUGCAUUUCGUGUUGAGUUUAUCCAUGAACAUGCUGCACCUGUCAGUCAAGUGAGCAGUGUUUUGGGUUAUUUUUUAAUUUUAAUUAUUUUUGGAUGGCGGGGGAGGGGGUACACAAUGUACUGAGAACCACUUAAGCAUUGAAUACAGAGAAAGCAGUGCUACCUCAGUUUUGCUGGAAGUAGACUUCUUUGAUAGUUUUCUUUCAUUGAUGAAGUUUCUGUAUUUUCAUGUUGUUAAGUGGAAAUACUUUUUUUUUUUUUUUUUUUUUUCCUUGGAGCCAAAGUUUCUGUUCCUGGUGGUCGGAAUAUGGUGCCUGCCGGCCAGCUAACUUGAAGGAAAACUGUGGUAUGGAGCUCUGCUUGAAUUAUUUUCUCCUUAAUUUUCUUUUCUUUAUGUCUCAUUAGCUUACUUGUCUGGCAAGUGCAGAAGCCCGAGGCUGGCCUGGACUCUG